This is a messenger RNA of Scaptodrosophila lebanonensis, 2250 nucleotides long. RefSeq names its product modifier of mdg4-like. The coding region runs from base 174 to 1994 and encodes 606 amino acids. Gene Ontology annotation, cellular component: nucleus. Gene Ontology annotation, molecular function: protein binding; DNA binding. Lineage: Eukaryota; Metazoa; Arthropoda; Insecta; Diptera; Drosophilidae. The transcript has 5 exons. Gene Ontology annotation, biological process: regulation of transcription by RNA polymerase II. The record is from RefSeq and is a predicted model, not a curated record.
UUCUGUAUAACUCGUUGAAAAAGUUGGACGCAUUUCGCAGCGCGUCAUCAGCGCCGAAGAAAGAAUUUUUAAUUUAAGAUUGACCACAAUUCAGUAUUUUAUUAUAAAAAAUAUUAGAAAACACUAGCGUCAAACAGAUACAGACAAAUAUCGAUUUUCUACUCUCGUCCAAGAUGGCGGACGACGAGCAAUUUAGUUUGUGUUGGAAUAAUUUCAACACAAAUUUGUCCGCUGGUUUUCACGAAUCAUUAUGUCGUGGCGAUCUUGUGGAUGUCUCAUUGGCGGCGGAAGGACAAAUCGUGAAGGCACAUCGCCUGGUGUUGUCUGUCUGCUCGCCUUUUUUCCGCAAAAUGUUUACCCAAAUGCCAUCGAAUACCCACGCUAUCGUUUUUCUAAACAAUGUAAGCCAUUCGGCUUUGAAGGACCUCAUACAGUUUAUGUACUGCGGUGAGGUUAAUGUAAAACAAGAUGCUCUACCAGCUUUCAUCAGCACAGCAGAGUCGCUACAAAUUAAGGGGCUAACCGAUAACGAUCCAGCGCCUCAGGCCCCACCGGAGCCUGCCCCAACACCACCCGCACCUCACGUACAACAACAACAGCAGCAGCAACAAGUACCAGCCCAACGCGUUCAGCGCCAACAGCCGCGCACCUCGGCGCGCUACAAAAUCGAGACCAUGGAGGAUGUGCUGGGUGAUGAGAAGGGCACCACCCAAAUAGUCAUACAGACGACGAGCGCCCCUCAAGCAACAAUUGUUCAACAGCAGCAACCAACACAGCAUAUCCAAACGCAACAGCUACAGGCGGGCACAACAACAACCGCCACGUUGGUGUCGACAAACAAACGGUCUGCGCAACGUAGCAGCCUAACUGGCACCGGAGCUGUAAAGCGUUCGAAGACCAGCAUCGCCGCCGCCUCCAACGUUAUUGACCCCUUGGAUUCGAACCCUGAGACUGCGACCGCACAACCACAACAGAUUACAGUGCAAACUACUGUAGUGGCUGCCGAUAAGCAAGUAACCCGCCAACAAACACAGCAAACAGCCGCCUCUGAACCGGAAUACAUUGAUCUCCCUAUGGAAUUGCCCACGAAAUCGGAACCCGAUUACACUGAGGAGCAUGGUGAAGUGGCUGGUGAUGGCGAGGCUAGUUAUGUUGAGGAUGAUACCUAUGGCGAUAUGCGCUACGACGAUAGUUACUUUACGGAAAACGAGGAUGCGAGCGGUGCUCAAGCGGCGGCGAACACGAGUAGUGGUGGUAAUGUUGCAGCUACCACAUCAAAGGCAGUUAUCAAACAGCAACAAACAUCACAGAGCUACAGUGAAUCAUCGUUUGUCGACACCGGCGGUGAGCAGGGCAGCGCUGAGGCACAAGGUGAGCUUAAAGCCGAGGUGAAGUUGGAGCCGCACUCCACCACGUCUACACCCACCGAUGUCCUCUCUGCCACGUGUCUAAGCGACGAUGAGUCCUUCCGUAAGCCUUUUACUCUGCCCAAAAUACUAGAUGGUAAGUUUUAUAAGAAUAUACAACCAAAUCAGAAGACGCCUGGUGGCAUUCAAGCCACCUGCACCACCUGCUACGGCCUUAUCUCAGGCACACACAAAUCAACAGGCAAUUUCCUAAGCCACAUCAAGCGACGCCACAAAGAAUUGUUGCCUCUCUGUCAGCGGUACUGCCAGGCCAAGAGUAAUGGUAAUGUCAACAGCGGCAAUAAAGUAUCAAAUAUUAACGCCAUAGCCUCUACGGGACUAGAGCUGGCGUCCAACAUAUCACAGCUGGCGGCGCCAUACUCCACCCACCAUCUGACAGUGCCACUGCCCAUUCCGCUGUCCAUGCCAGUGACAGUACAAGCCACUACAGCCUCUCAAGUGAUGGCCUUUAUGCAGCAGCAGCAGCAACAACACCAGCAGCGGCAACAGCCAUCGUCGGAGCAACUGCCACAAUUACAAUCGUUGGGACAGACGCACGGAGCGAUGUUUUUAAAUAAGGACUACUAGUUUAAGUUUGUGUGUUUCUUUCCGGUUGCGUUCCUAAAAAGUUGACGGCAAUUCUCGGCUGAAAGUAAUAUUCUGGGUAGUAUCUUAUUACUCCUAUCGUGGCAAUAGUAAAGAGACUUACUAUUAAGGGAAGGGUUCGAAAAUACCUUUGUACGCAGCAAACGUACCUUUUUUCAAAUAAUGGUUUAUAAAGUAGUGAUUUUUAUUCUAGCCAGUCUAUUCUAUGUACAAAAUCCAACUUCUAAGUACCUUUUUA